This is a messenger RNA of Entamoeba invadens IP1, 1272 nucleotides long. RefSeq lists its product as hypothetical. Bases 1 to 1272 code for a protein of 423 amino acids. The transcript has a single exon. The record is from RefSeq and is a predicted model, not a curated record. NCBI's taxonomy places the organism in Eukaryota, Evosea, Mastigamoebida, Endamoebidae.
AUGGACACAUCGACACCACCUAAAUUUCCAGAUAUUUCAACGACCACAUAUCUUCACGAACUUCUUACGAAGUCACAAGAGCCCAUUGGUCUGACCGUCCCAACAACGGUCACUGUUUUGCAAGACAUGGAAUUUUUUUCGUGCAUCAAUUUAGUCUCUUUAACACUGUCUCCGUUCAUCCCAACAAUUCCAAGUGGGUUAUGUUGGGGAUGCAUUCGUCUCACAUCUGUCGAUUUCUCCUUUCAAUUACAAUCAAUCGAACAAAACGCGUUUAAGUCGUGUGUCCUUUUAAAGAGUAUUCAUCUUCCACCCACACUGACCCAUAUAGGACCAGGCGCUUUCUCAGACUGUGAAGCAUUAGAAGAAGUGGAGUUACCUAUGAUCACCACACUCCCUACUCGUGUUUUCUCGGGAUGUUUCUCAUUGAAGGAAAUAGCAUUCCCUGAGUCUCUCGAAGUGAUCGAAGACUCCGCCUUUGCUUUUUGUAAAAACCUUCAGAAGAUCUCAUUUCCCAACUCCCUCACAGAAGUCCAAACAAAGGCCUUUGCAGAGUGUGGGUCGUUGACUCAACUGACAUUGACUUCGAACCUAAUUAAUUUCAAUGUCGACUCCUUAAUGCGGUGUACCAAGCUUUCUCAUGUCUCACUUGAAAGUGGGAGUAUCAUCAGAUACAAAGUUCCGUAUUUCAUAGCAAAGAUGUUAGGCAAGAGAGGUGUUCUGUGUGAGCAAAUUGAGUUAAUAAGUGGGGACGACUUGUUAUUCACAGCUUUGGAGAUCCCCCCAAUUGUAUCUUCUAUUGGUGCCGGGUAUUACAAAGAGCAGAUCUUUACCACUACUAUAUUCAAAAUACCGAACACUAUUAAGUCCCUUGGCGAUCGUGCAUUUUGCUUGUGUGGUAAUUUGAAGGAAAUAGUGAUACCAGAGAGUAUUAAGGAGAUCCCAGACUAUUGCUUUGCUUACUGUAGUGACCUUGAAACAGUCCAAAUUCCACGAUCAGUCACUCGAAUUGGUGUGUGGUGUUUCCAUCGAUGCACUGCAUUGAGUGAAAUGCAUAUUCCAGACUCUGUGCUCGAGAUGGGAGAGGGGUGCUUCUCUGAAUGUUACAACUUAAGUACUAUCGACGUUCCGGCUUCGUUACAAUGGGAAAACAAAAAAGGGAUUUUCUUGGGGAGUGAAUCCCAAGAAAAGGUCGACCGUAUUCAACUGGAUACAGACGACGGAGAUGUCAUUGAAGAAGAUGGGAAUGAUGAACUGAUGGCAGAUGGGUGGUGA